AUGGCCAUAUUCAAGUGUGUUCCAAAGCGGAAACUUGCAGAAUGGAUUAAGAGGGAUUUUUCUCUCCUAAAGAUGAAAAUCUACCGUUUGUUACCACAGGUUGAAAAGGUGAUUGUUUUGGACCCGUCUUAUCUUGUACACUGUGACAUAAAGGAACUGUGGCGAGUGUUUGACGAGUUCAAUUCUAGCCAGGUUAUAGCUACAACUGGAAUACCAAAGGCUAAUCCAAUCAUUGAAUCAAAGACGAAUCCGUAUGUUUACGAUUUUGGAGUGGCGCUCUUAUAUUUACAACGACUCCGAGAAGACGACGUGGUAGCAAUGCUGGAUUUGGAAAUGCAAAAGUUUUUCUUUUAUUCCAAAUCGUACUUAUUUGCCAAAGAGAAAGAAAUUCUGGAGAUUGUUUUACGGAACCACACUGAUCUGGUAUUUAAUCUGCCGUGCAAAUGGAAUGUCCAGCUAAAUGAUGAGGAAAGCUUUUGUUUCGCAACAGAAAGUUCGGAUUUUAUGCGACCUGUGGUCCAAGUCUCAAACCAUUCGUGCUGGGCGUACAACAAACAAGCUCAACGCAACUACAGGACACAGCUAUUUUUCUGGGGCCGGAAUACAAGUAUCGACAGUAAAGAAUUCGAAGUGACGUUAGUGUCCCAUUUCGGAGGGGAGAGUUUAUCCUUGCUAGACAAGAUGGCGUUUCAUUGGUCGGGCCCAAUGAGCCUUACGGCCUUUCUGACCGACCAGGAAGUGAUUAUUUUCAAAAUGGCCAUCCAAAUUUCUACAUAUUUGAAGAAGCGAAGAAAUGUGGUUUUCAAUCUUGUGAUAAAAAACGGGCCAACCUACCCAGUGGAGUACCUCGAGCGCGUGGCCUUUGAGCAGGCGACAACGGCCUAUGUUUUCAUGACUGACUUUGAUAAUCUGCCAAUGAAGGCUAUAUACGGCGACUUGCGAGCGCACGUCACAAGAGCUGGCAUCGAACAGAUGAAAAAGACGGCACUUGUUGUUCCCGGAUACAUAUCGAAACUGCACAGAACGCAACAGCCUUGGACCAUCGUGAAACUUCACGAGCAAAUGGCCUUGGGCGAGUAUGCUGCGUCAAAUAAUCUGCUCAAGGAGGGCAGUCUGUCACUGGACUAUUUGUCACAUUCGGACGGACAAUCAAAUAAUAAUAGUUGGCAGUAUGCGUUUGAGUGGAGCAUUGUCGUGCCUAGACUCUUCGUAAAGCAGAGCUUUGAGAGGUAUAAAGAGCAUUUUUACAUUGGAAAAUACAGCCGACAAGCGCUGAUCGCGGAGUUAUACGCAGCCGGGUAUCUAUUCGCACCCUUGCAUGACCUGUUCGUACUGCGCAUGCCUCAUUCUAGAACGGAAAUACAAAUGAAGCCCGAGGAUCAUAAACUGUGGGAAAGAUGCCUGUCAUGGAACUGGACGGAGUACCUCAAAACAGUGUCAAGGGAUUACGAUGUGAAAGUGGAACGUCUGCUUAAAGUUUUCCCUCUCAGCAGUGAAAUGGAAUGA
This is a messenger RNA of Liolophura sinensis, 1506 nucleotides long. Its product is annotated as xylosyl- and glucuronyltransferase LARGE2-like. Gene Ontology annotation, molecular function: glucuronosyltransferase activity; xylosyltransferase activity. The record is from RefSeq and is a predicted model, not a curated record. The coding region runs from base 1 to 1506 and encodes 501 amino acids. Lineage: Eukaryota; Metazoa; Mollusca; Polyplacophora; Chitonida; Chitonidae. The transcript is spliced from 13 exons. Gene Ontology annotation, biological process: protein O-linked glycosylation via mannose.